AUGGUGCCCCCGCGGCCCCUGAACAAACCCCACGUCUGCCUCUGCUCCAUCCUCAUCAUGAGCAGCCUGGCGCUGAUGGACGCCUACCUGGUGGAGCAGAACCACGGCCCCAGGAAGAUCGGCGUGUGCAUCACCGUCCUGGCCGGCGACGCGUGCUUCCUCAUCGUGCUGCGCUACGUCGCCGUGUGGGCGGGGUCGGAGGUCCACACGGCCAAGCGAGGCUACGCCAUGAUCCUCUGGUUCUUCUACAUCUUCAUCCUGGAGAUCAAGGUCUACUUCGUGUACCAGAACUUCAAGGCUCAGGAUGUGAAGGUGGAUGAGGAGGAGGCCGAGGCGGGACUGGCCAGGAGGGUCCUGACGCUGCUGCUGUCCGUCUGCAUGCCCGUCGUGUUCAUAACGCUGGCGGCCAUAGAUCACAUGGAGUACGUGCGUCCGUACAAGAAGAAAGAGGAGAUCAGGAGUCGUCUCUUCUGGGUGGUGGUGGACCUGCUGGACGUUCUGGACGUGCAGGCGAACCUGUGGGAGCUCCAGAGGAAAGGGCUCCCGCUGUGGGUGGAAGGCCUGAUGUUCUUCUACUGCUACAUCCUGCUGCUGGUGCUGCCCUGCGUGUCCCUGAGCGAGAUCAGCAUGCAGGGGGUCAACAUUGUCCCGCACAGGAUGAUGCUGUACCCCAUCCUCAGCCUCGCUACCAUCAACAUCAUCACCCUCUUCAUCCGUGGCGGGAACAUGCUGCUGUACAGCGACAGCCGCGUCUCGGGGAUCAUGAUGGGCAAAAACGUGAUCGCCAUCGUGGUGAAGAGCUGCAGUCUGGCGCAGUACGGCAAGCUCCGGGACGCUCCUCCUGCGGGUCACGGGGUCGAGAUGCACAAGAACUGCGACGUCCAGACAGCGGCGGUGUCCGUCCCCGUUCCUCUGCCUGUCCCGCCGCAGGUCGUGAUCGAGGACUUUACCACAAUACCAGAGGAGCCAGAGUGUGAGACGGACGCUUAA
Molecule: messenger RNA, 990 nt
Organism: Myripristis murdjan (pinecone soldierfish)
Lineage: Eukaryota; Metazoa; Chordata; Actinopteri; Holocentriformes; Holocentridae
Product: transmembrane protein 121-like
Exons: 1
Coding region: 1-990 (329 amino acids)
Source: RefSeq, a predicted model, not a curated record